CUUUCAACAUACUUCCUAAAACUUCAGGAGUAGUAACACUAAAACCGUAGGAGCAAACUAUAGUGGCGCAUUCCAAAGACGGCAAAACGAGCUUACGAUGACAUCCAACACUUUGAACGCCAAUGUUGGAAUACAAGAGAAACCUCCUUCGGCUACGUCGGAAAUAGAAAACAAACAUGUUACGUACAGAGGAAAUAGUUUGCACUCAGUGAUUAAGGAAUGGAUAGAUUAUCUACCAAAUAUAAAAUGGCGCAAUGUUACUAUAAUAACUUUUUGGCAUUUAUGUGCAUUGUACAGCUUGUUUACUAUCGACUUUACAAUGGAUAUCAGGACAGUCCUUUGGUAUAUCUUUAUUUGCGCAAUUCAAGGGAUGGGCUUCACCGCUGCUGCUCAUCGUUACUGGUCGCAUCGAAGUUUCAAAGCAAAAUUGCCAUUUAAAAUCAUACUUCUUCUUUGCCAUCUCACAGCUGGCCAGAUCAAUAUCAGUUGUUGGGUCAAAAAUCAUCGGAUACAUCAUAAAUACGUGGAUACAGACGCGGAUCCAUAUAACAGCAAUCGAGGAUUCUUCUUUUCUCACCUCGGGUGGCUGAUGGUAAAAAGGCAUCCUGAGGUUAUCAAAAAAGGUCAACAAAUCGAUAUAAGCGAUAUUAAGGCGGAUCCUCUCGUUAUGUUCGCUGAUAAGCAUUUUUGGAAACUAACUUUCAUUUUCGCCCAUAUGAUACCGAUUGUGAUGCCCGUUUACGGGUGGAACGAAACAUGGACAAUGUCAUUGAAAUUGCAUUUAUUGAGUUAUAUAUUCGGGGUCCAUGGUGCGAGUAGUAUUAAUAGUUUCGCUCACAUGUGGGGUACAAAACCGUAUAACAUGCAUAUUAAACCAACCAAUAACGUGAUGGUCUCAAUAGUUUCUUUCGGCGAAGGUUCACAUAAUUAUCAUCACGUGUUCCCAUGGGACUACAAAGCAUCUGAAUUCGGUACACACACAUACAACUUUGCGACUAUGUUCAUCGAUUUCUUUGCAAAAAUUGGUUGGGCAUAUGAUCUACAAGAACCGUCUCCGGAGCUCGUGAAGUCUGUCGCAAUGAAGAAUAAAAUGGCCGAGCGCCAUUGCAAGUGGGUUGCUGUAUCGCCUCCGAAUGGUGAAGGUAAAAUAUAUUCGUAACCUAACUUAUAUGAGUUAGACAGGACUCCUGUAUGUCCUGUAUGAAAUCGCACAGUCUACGGUCCACGACCAGCAUUACAUUUGUUUUAACAUAUAGAACGAACUGCUUCUUAUUGAGGAAUAGCAGUUUACUGAAUAUAAGGAAGAAAUUAUAUUCCUCUGGUUUUUAUAUUCUUUUAACGGAGUGUUGGGCAUAAAUAAAAAUAUAAACUGAAUAAUUAUUG
Harpegnathos saltator (Jerdon's jumping ant) is the source of this 1383-nucleotide messenger RNA. Its product is annotated as acyl-CoA Delta(11) desaturase. Gene Ontology annotation, biological process: unsaturated fatty acid biosynthetic process. Bases 98 to 1159 code for a protein of 353 amino acids. Gene Ontology annotation, molecular function: iron ion binding; stearoyl-CoA 9-desaturase activity. NCBI's taxonomy places the organism in Eukaryota, Metazoa, Arthropoda, Insecta, Hymenoptera, Formicidae. The record is from RefSeq and is a predicted model, not a curated record. Gene Ontology annotation, cellular component: endoplasmic reticulum membrane. The transcript is spliced from 6 exons.